Molecule: messenger RNA, 1262 nt
Organism: Entelurus aequoreus (snake pipefish)
Lineage: Eukaryota; Metazoa; Chordata; Actinopteri; Syngnathiformes; Syngnathidae
Gene: spryd7b
Product: SPRY domain containing 7b
Exons: 5
Coding region: 45-635 (196 amino acids)
Molecular function (GO): protein binding
Source: RefSeq, a predicted model, not a curated record
UUUCCGGAAGUGGAGUCGCUCUGGCGGGGUGGGGGCAAACAGUAAUGGCUGCCAUGUUUACGUGCUGUCUAAACUGCUGCGGAGAUGGAGGGUCGGGGCAUAUUCAACUUAAAGAGAUGCCCACAGUUCAGUUGGAUACUCAUCACAUGGGCACAGACGUUGUCAUCGUGAAAAGUGGACGAAGGAUAUGUGGCACUGGAGCGUGUCUUGCCAACGCUCCCUUGCACCAGAACAAAAGUUUUUUUGAGUUUAAGAUUCAGUCCACUGGUGUGUGGGGAAUUGGUGUGGCCACGCAGAAGGCCAACCUUAACCAAGUGCCUUUGGGCAGAGAUUCAAACAGCCUCGUCUUGAGGCACGACGGCUCUGUCUUCUACAACAACGAAGAGAAGAACCGCCUGCCUGCAAACAAUCUCCCCCAGGAGGGUGACAUUGUGGGCAUCUCGUAUGACCACGUGGAGAUGAACUUGUACCUGAAUGGAAAGAACAUGCAUUGUCCCGCGUCAGGGAUCCGAGGCACCGUAUACCCUGUUGUUUAUGUGGAUGACAGCGCCAUCUUAGACUGCCAGUUCAGUGACUUCUACCACACACCUCCGCACGGAUUCGAGAAGAUCCUCUUUGAACAACAAAUCUUCUAAACAAAAGGCCUUUAUUCCUCGUCCCCCUUGCAAAUGUAUCACAUAUGAUGUUUGACUGUGAUUGGCUGUGUGGCUCUGAUGAUAUACCUCGCAAUCGCUCCGGAUUGACCUGAAAGGAUUAGCCUUGAAGGAGUGUAUUUUGAUUCAUGAUUAUUGUCCUUCUUAAUGAGUCAGAGGUGAUCAAUAGUUUGGGAUGGGUGUCUAUACUUUUCCUUGUUGAGGGAAAAUCAGUUAAUCAAUGGAAGUAUUACAAAUGCCAGUAUGGUAUUGAGCGGAAUAAUGCUGCCCUCUGCGUGGAUGGAUCUCAACUUCCCAUAGCUGACGUCAUGUUCCUUGUCUUCAGGCAGCAAACCAGCCUGGGCAGACUAAUCAGCGCCUCUGCAAAGUAGUGCACUCCUUUUAGACUCCAUUUCUGCAAUUAACGACGAAUUCCACACAAUCGACAAAAGUUUAAGAGAGCAAUUCAUCGACUAAUUAAUUAUUCUGCCCAUCCCCACUUUGAGUAGUGUCUGUUCUCUUGUGUUUACUUCUUCUCUGCAAGAAGUAACAAUUCACACAUACUGACUAUAUAUAUAUAUAUAUAUAUAUAUAUAUAUAUAUAUAUAUAUAUAUAUAUAUAUAUAUAUA